CUUUAUUCAACCACUCUUAGGUGAAGCUUUAACUUCAGACUUUGAGGUGGGCUCCGUGCACGUAACUGGAAUGCUUUCUCUCUCAUUCCUUCCCAGCGUAGCAGAAGCGAUCGGACACAGUGUAAGCUCAUCUCAUAGCUCCGAUUAGCUGCUCCUGCUUUUUGUUGAUACUGGACAUGAAAUAAUGGCUUUUAUUACUUCGCAUAACCAUUCGGAGUGGAAUAACGGCUGUUCCUGUAAAUAGCAAUUCUUUUUCUCGUCUUUCAGAAAAUUAACAGUUUAAAGAGGACACUUUACAAGAGGCAUUUUUUUGUUUUGAAAGGAAAUAGCAUGCUUCUGUUUCUUCAGAAAAAUAUCAAAUUAAAGGAAAACAAUCGAUUGUAAAAUAACUCAUCUGGUUAUAGAGCAUGAGGAAAUAGUUUCUGCAUUGGAAAUUUUGAACAAGUGUUCAGAAGUGAAAGUUGAAAGCAGCUCUUUUACAGCAGAUAUGGAUUUAUCAGAAUGUAGCGACUGUUCAAAGUUUAUACUUGGAUAAUUUUGGACAGAACUCCUCCCCCUUUUAUUUUUGACCUCCCGAAGAGGCUAUCAUCAUUCAGCUUUCAGAAUAAUGAAUGAUUUCUAUCAUGUGGAGUUGAAGUUACUAUCGUUGACUACUAUGCUACACAGAAGAGUUUGUAAGAAAUACAAGGAAAGCAAUUUCUGAUAACGGCUUUACAAAAAACCAACAGAAGAAAGAUUCUUCAUGCACAGACUUUAUUUGAGGGGAAAAAUAGAAAUCAUUCCUGCAUAGUGACAGAAAUUUGAAGCUUUUCUUUUCCACAAUCUGGUGUGCUUAUGUACCAUGAUAAAUCUUCGUUGGAAUGUUCUCUGAAUACAGUGGAACUAAUCAGAAAGCAUUUACUACCAACAACAAUCAACUGAGUAAACAACAUCAGCGAAGACCAGCUACAUGGAAUAAACUGUAAGACUCCAAAAGUCAUUUUCCUUAGUGAAAAAUGUGUGUUUGUUGGAUUUCUACAAGCAAAAAGUUUAUUCGUACUUUUAAAUAAGGUUGUUGAAGACCAGAAAACUAGCCUGUACAAAUCUCAUUGUUCCUGACCAUGAUCAGUGUAACUUGGAACAUCUUCCUAAUUUGGACUAAGAUAGGGCUGUUGCUUAAAAUGGCACCUCAUUGUGUCAGUGCCAAAUCAUGCCCAUCGGUGUGUCGCUGUGAUGCAGGUUUCAUUUACUGUAAUGAUCGUGAAUUGACAUCCAUUCCUACAGGAAUUCCACAGGAUGCUACCACUCUCUACCUUCAGAACAAUCAAAUAAAUAAUGCGGGGAUUCCUUCUGACCUGAAAAACUUACUUAGGGUAGAGAGAAUAUACUUGUAUCACAACAGUUUAGAUGAAUUCCCUACCAAUCUCCCCAAAUAUGUUAAAGAACUGCAUUUGCAGGAAAAUAAUAUAAGGACCAUUACUUACGAUUCUCUGUCACAAAUUCCCUAUCUGGAAGAAUUGCAUUUGGAUGAUAAUUCAGUUUCUGCUGUUAGUAUCGAAGAUGGAGCUUUCCGGGACAACAUCUAUCUCAGACUACUUUUUCUCUCUCGAAAUCACCUUAGCACCAUUCCCUGGGGUUUGCCUAAAACAAUAGAAGAGCUACGCUUGGAUGAUAAUCGUAUUUCCACCAUUUCAGAGGUGUCCCUUCAAGAUCUUACUAAUCUAAAACGUCUGGUUUUAGAUGGAAAUCUUUUAAACAAUCAUGGAUUAGGAGACAAAGUCUUCAUGAAUCUAGUCAAUCUAACAGAACUGUCAUUGAUCCGCAAUUCCCUUAUAGCUGCUCCCAUAAAUUUGCCAGGCACAAACCUAAGAAAGCUUUAUCUCCAAGAAAAUCAUAUAAAUCGUGUACCACCUAAUGCUUUUGCUGACCUAAGGCAGUUGUAUCGACUGGAUAUGUCCAAUAACAAUCUAAGCAGUUUACCUCAGGGUAUAUUUGAUGAUCUGGACAACAUAACUCAAUUGUUUCUUCGAAACAACCCAUGGUACUGUGGAUGCAAAAUGAAAUGGGCCCGUGAUUGGCUUCAGUCAAUGCCUUUAAAAGUCAAUGUACGUGGACUGAUGUGUCAAGCACCAGAGAAAGUGCGUGGAAUGGCUAUCAAGGAUCUCAACACAGAGCUAUUUGAUUGUAAGGAUGAUAGUAUUGUAAGCACCAUCCAAAUUACUACUGCAAUACCAAACACAUUAUACCCUGCCCAAGGGCACUGGCCCGUUUCUGUGACCAAACAAUCAGAGGUAAAGACUCCCAGUCUCAACAGACACUACAGAACCACAGCAAGUCCAGUACGGAAAAUCAUUACAAUUAUUGUGAAAUCUGUAAGUACUGAGAGCAUUCAUAUUUCUUGGAAAGUUGCACUACCCAUGACUGCUUUAAGACUGAGCUGGCUUAAAAUGGGCCACAGUCCUGCCUUUGGAUCUAUAACUGAAACCAUAGUUACAGGAGAUAGGAGUGACUACCUACUUACAGCCCUUGAACCAGAGUCACCAUACCGUGUAUGUAUGGUUCCCAUGGAAACCAGCAACAUCUAUCUGUCUGAUGAAACCCCUGUUUGUAUAGAGACUGAAACAGCACCUUUGAAGAUGUACAAACCUACAACAACCCUAAACCGAGAGCAAGAGAAAGAGCCUUACAAAAAUUCGAAUUUACCUUUGGCUGCCAUCAUCGGUGGUGCAGUGGCCCUAGUGGCUAUCGCAUUACUUGCACUAGUGUGCUGGUAUGUCCACAGAAAUGGAUCCUUGUUUUCAAGGAACUGUGCGUACAGCAAAGGACGGAGGAGAAAGGAUGACUAUGCUGAAGCUGGAACUAAGAAAGACAACUCCAUCUUAGAAAUCAGGGAGACUUCUUUUCAGAUGAUACCAAUAAAUAACGACCAAGUGUCCAAGGAGGAGUUUGUCAUACACACCAUAUUCCCACCUAAUGGAAUGAAUCUGUAUAAGAACAACCACAGUGAAAGCAGCAGUAACAGGAGCUACAGAGACAGUGGCAUACCAGAUUCAGAUCAUUCACAUUCAUGAUACUGAAGGAAAUAAUGGACUUCGGUUUGUUUUUCCAACAAGGAGAGACUGACUGUAAACGUUGCUGUUCUACUGCAAAACACUGGAUUAAAAGAUUGAAAAAAGCAAUGUACUGUACAUUUGCCAUAUAAUUUAUAUUUAAGAACUUUUUAUUAAAAGUUUCCAAUUUCAGGUUACUCCUGCAAUUAAUGUAGUGGGGAUACCUGACCACAAUUCUCUAUUUUAGUAUUUUUUAGUAAUUUGUACUGUAUUUUCCUUGCUAAUAAUGAAGUUACAGACCAUUUAACCUUUGUGUUCUACUGAGUAAGAUGACUUGUUGACUGUGAAAGUGAAUUUUCUUGCUGUGUUGAACAAUCAGGACUUUGCAUUCAUUUAAGAUCCUUGUAAGUAUAAGCACAGGCCAUUUUUCACUUUGAUAUUAAUAAAAUAUUAAACCUGGAAGACUGAGGAGAUGAAAAAGUGGUUGCAAAAAUUCUUAGAACUAUAAUGUUGGGUUUUUAACUCUAUUGUAAACCACGACAAUACUCAAUAAACAAAAACGCUCGUGGUAAUGGGCAACAUCA
This is a messenger RNA of Pelodiscus sinensis (Chinese soft-shelled turtle), 3613 nucleotides long. RefSeq names its product fibronectin leucine rich transmembrane protein 3 (gene FLRT3). NCBI's taxonomy places the organism in Eukaryota, Metazoa, Chordata, Testudines, Trionychidae. The record is from RefSeq and is a predicted model, not a curated record. Gene Ontology annotation, molecular function: protein binding.